UGUUGGUUGUUUGGCUGGCUGGCGAACGAAUUAAACAAAGCACUGUCAAAGUGCUUGUCUGUCAAAAACGCAACCCAACCACACACAGAGGGCUGGACUCGAGAAUGAACUUGUGAUUGUUUCUUGUAUGUAAGUAACAAUCAUUGUUAUUGUUCAAACGACCAUCUUGUGAAAUACGUUCUUAGAUCAAAACAAGACAGACAUACGCUUUUGCACAAGCAAUCAAAGCGAAUUCUUGAUCAUUCUUCCUUUCUUGUCAAACCCAUUCAACCUCUGGAGAACGAUCUUCUAAUACCACUAUCAGCACAAGCAAAAUCAUCAUGUCUGCAUACGGAUCAGGGCCUAAUCAAGGCUUUGGCUCUCACAACGGUGGUGGCGUAUCGGAAAAUCCAUUAGACAAAGUACGUGAAUACACUUCAAAAGUGGAAGAUAUUAUCGAUCAAUAUACACAACCAAUCAAACCUCAUUUGCCAGCUUUAGGAAGAUUUUUGAUCGUCGUUACAUUUUUGGAAGAUGCAUUACGAAUCGUUACACAAUGGUCUGAUCAAAAAUAUUAUUUACAAAGACAUAGACACUUUCCUUGGGGAAUUUCGCAUAUCUUUUUGUUUACAAACGUGAUCGUAAUGACUGCAGCUUCAAUCGCUGUAAUCACACGCAAAUAUCCCGAAAUUUCUGUUGCUUCACUUUUGGGUGUCGUAGUCGUUCAAGGUUUCGGUUAUGGAUUGAUUUUCGAUUUGAACUUCUUUUUGCGUAAUUUGAGUGUUAUCGGUGGUCUUUUGAUGGUCUUAUCCGACAGUUUGAGCAAAAAGAAGACUUUAUUCGCAGGAUUACCAAGUAUCAGUGAAACGGAUCGUAGAAUUUACUUCCAAUUGGCAGGUCGUGUUUUGUUAAUCUUUUUGUUCUUGGGUUUCAUUUUGCAAGGUCAAUGGUCAAUCGCUCGUGUGAUCGUUUCAAUUCUUGGACUUGGUGCAUGUAUUAUGGUUGCCGUUGGAUUUAAAGCAAGAUGGAGUGCAAGCUUUUUAGUCCUUUUGCUCAGCAUUUUCAACAUUCUCGUCAACAAUUUCUGGACUGUUCAUUCAGCUCAUCCUGCACGCGAUUUCUUACGAUAUGACUUCUUCCAAACGUUGUCAAUCGUUGGUGGAUUGUUAUUGUUGGUCAACAUGGGACCUGGAUCAUUCUCUGUUGAUGAACGCAAAAAGAGCACAUGAGCGUACUUUCACAAGGCUGGAAAUGGCUGCAAUAAACCCUUUCUUCGAUAUCCAAAAUCGCUGUGACAAAUGCAAUAUUUUGCUUGCGUUUUUUAGGUUGGGAAAUCACACCAAAUCUUGGAGAAAGAGGACGACGCAGACAAUUUCUAUUUUUCGAUCAUCAACUUUAUCCUUGCCAGAAACCGCUCAAAUGCAGCCAAAAUCAAACAAAAUUCCACUUCAAAUACAUCUAUCUUCCUCCUGUUCUUUUCUCCUUCUCACCUGUAAUUCAUUUCAGAUUGACGAAUCAGACAAUG
Meira miltonrushii is the source of this 1504-nucleotide messenger RNA. RefSeq names its product SURF4-domain-containing protein. The transcript has a single exon. Gene Ontology annotation, biological process: Golgi organization. Bases 321 to 1208 code for a protein of 295 amino acids. The record is from RefSeq and is a predicted model, not a curated record. Gene Ontology annotation, cellular component: endoplasmic reticulum; endoplasmic reticulum-Golgi intermediate compartment; membrane. NCBI's taxonomy places the organism in Eukaryota, Fungi, Basidiomycota, Exobasidiomycetes, Exobasidiales, Brachybasidiaceae.